ACCCGUGUUACAAAAGAAUAUAAAACAUGCGUGUUUCCAUCUAGAGUCAACGCUUUCCCCAAUCAAUCCAUUGGCAAACCUAAUCUGAAUAAAGAAUUCAAGAUGAAUCUUCAUUCAAUUUGCGUGGUGCUGAUGAUCUUCUCCUUUACUGAAACUCAUGCGGACGUCAUUCCCGUGGAGGAACUGGACAUCACCAAGUAUUUGGGUCUGUGGUAUGAGGUAAGCUAAGUUCUAUUAAACAUCACUGUAGAGUUAAAAGCAAAGGAAACCGCUAAAUUUAGUUUUAAAAGAGUGAAAAUGAUUUCAUACUCCUUGUUUGAAAAGCCCUUUCAAAAGUUUAGUCGGCAAUCCUGAUAAAGGGACAAGAUUUUGCAGAGCAAGGAUUAUUUCUUUCUUUCCCUGAACAGGUUUCAUGAGCUUUUUAGCAAACUUUCUUUAUCUGAGUCGACAUAGCGGUUCAUAUCACAGGUCAGAAACUCGGGAGCCCGAGAAUCACAUCUAAGAUAAAAUUCUGCGAAAGGACGUUUCUUGCAAGGGCAGGAGGAAAUCCGUUGCACAAAAGGCUUCUAAAGAGACUGCGCUAGCUGUUAGCCGCGAAAUUAGCUUCGUGGCAAUCAAAAGCAUGAAUAUUAACGUUCCGUCAGGUCUGAUCGCGAUCCCAUCAUCGUCUUGUCAAGGGUCUUUACGUUUGGUUUUCUUCAUCUCUCUGUUUAGCAAGUUCAGUACAUGGUAUGGAGUAAUUUCUAAAUUGUAGUUAUGGAAGUGGGAAAGUGGUUUUCGUUUGGUUUGUUUGUAUUUUAUAAUAUAAUGUAGAUGAUGAACGUGUCAAUACUAUGUCACUAGUUUGCAUCAAACCAAAAUUGCCUUGCGUUCCCAUCCAAAUGGGUAAUCCUCAUUUCUGGCUACGAGGAUAGUCCGGCGUAAUUCAGUGUUGAGAUCCAGUAGGAAGUUUAAGGAAAGACAACGGGAACACCACCAAAACAAUAGGUUUAACAUGAUGAAAACAAAAUCGUGCUACACGAUUGCCGUCUUCAGCAAAACAACAACAUGAAAUGAAGAAAUUCAAGGUUCUGUGGACAACGUGAGCCCACGACGGUAAAUCUUUCACUCUCUAUCUUUACUUCAACUUCGUUCCUACCAAUUUAGUCAAGGGCUACUUCGCCCUCACUUUACAACGUGAACGGGACGGAAUAAUCGCGAAGCAGUUCGUCGAUGCUUAAACACCCUGCUAAAUAGUCACCGUUUUCUCUCAUUUCUAGGGCGUUUAAUUUAUGGAAGACUUGUCCUGCUUCUAGGUUCGGUGUAUUGUUCAGUAUCAUUAACUUACACUCGGUGUUUCUCAUAUGAUUCAGAUGUACUACAAUCAAUUUGCUGCGAACGUUCAAGGCAGUGAUAUAUAUUGCACAACAGCACGAUGUAAGUAUAACUGAUUUCGGUCAGUAUUAUUUCAGUCCUAUUUUCCGUCAGUUUAUACAGGGAUACAACUACAGUCGGUUACACGGAAUUUCCUGGAUAAAACGGAACAAGCUCUGCAUUCAUUUGUUUUUCCCCUUACACUUCUCUGUUUUUUAAAAUGGCAUUUCUUCUUUAAAUUGUCUGCCGACACUGGCUCGUGGAAACUGAGAUUCACUUCUGCGACCUUCCCUCAAAGAUGUCCUCCUACAGUAGUGAGCUCGCCCGCUAUUGAAGUGUACCCUUUUUUUAAUAUAAGAACAUCUAAUUUUGGGGCCGACGCUGAACCAAAAGUGAAUGUUCUCAUUUUUUGCCAUGUUCUUACAUUACGCAGCACAGAACGUCAGAAAACCAAUAUGAACGUUACCAUGAAACAUGAAAAGGAACACUGCAAACUGUAUCAUGUCAAAUUCCCAUACCAUAACGUCACGAGCACCCAACGAGGAAAUUUCAUUAAAAAGUUUAAAAAAUUGUUUCUUGCGUUCGCAGAUCGUUCUUUUACUUUCUCAACGGGCAUUUAGGUGGGCUAUAGGCGACCUGAUCUUUUCGGAUUUCUUAGCUGAAUACUGCUAGAGGCAGAAAAUUUUAGGGAUCGAAAAUUCAUUUCCCCCUCCGAAAUUGCUAACUGACCUUUAUUCAUCCUAAAUCUCAAAAUAUUUACCUUUCAGAAAACCAGCAAAGGGACUAAGUUUCCGACUUCACGUUACGAAAGUUCGACGUAGCAUUUAAUCGAAGAAAACCUUAAAGAAAUGACAUCAAAGGAAUCACAAAGCGAUAUCGCGGGUUUUUCCCUUUAAAUUUUACAUGGAAUCUAGGCCUGUGAACUAGCAAUAAUUCUUUUGAAAAGAAUAUCAUAUUAGACAUGUAUAGAGGUUAUUUUCAGGUAGUAACAAAUAUAUCUUACGAACGAGCACGGUGAGUCAUUGCUCUUACCGCGACAAAAUAAAAUCAUAUAUCCAAGCCGCCAUGUCAUUUUCUUUUUAUUGUCAGUUGGACAUAAGCGUUAUCUGGUAAACCUUGCCGUUAACAGUAAAAACAAGCUGCAAAUGACGUCAUCGAUAUCUUGACUAGUGAGGAUGUGGAAAAUAAAAGCCGCUAGAGUCCCGGAGGAAUUUUCGUAUGAACUUUAAGAGGGGCCUAUUUUCCAAUAAAACUUUUUUGCCUGUAUCACAUAAGGGUGUGGGCUAACGUGUAAUUGAUCUGCUUGUACUUGAACUGGUCAUAGUAAAGUUGGUUUCGGUUAUUUGUAGUCACCAGAUGCUUUUACCCGACCAAUACGUCCAAAAGACCAUUUCCCAUCGUUUUCUUUAAAUUUUUUACUCAUGGUACAUGUAUCUAAAAGACUUGAUCCAGCUUUCAAUUUGUAGUAAUCUCUAACAUGAAAUUCUAUCUUUUUUUUUUUCAUAAGUUACCGACAAUGGAAACGGAACUGUUGCUUUAUUGUUCCUUCAACGCCUAGGGAAUGAAACUGGACCGGAGGAGGACUUCCCAGGAACCGCUGUACAAGUCGAAACGAGCGGAAAGUUCAACAUUUUCUUCGAUAGAGUCCCAUUCCCUGUUCCAUGUGAGUAUCAUUUUGUGAGUUGUUAGGUUUUCAAGAAAGAUGGGUAUAAUUUUCAACUGUGCUAUCACAAUAUUGACCAUAGCCAGAACAUGGACAGUUAGAAAGAACAACUACGAGAAAUACAUUCCCACCUUUGAUUAUUUGAAAUUCUAUAUCUAUCACUGGCCGAAUUUAUACUAGAGACGAAUAAUCAGUCUAGACGGAUUAUCCAGCUCAGACGGAUAAUUCGACUCUAGUACUAGUAAUAGUUGACACUACAGCUGUCCCCGUUCUGUAUAUUGUCGGUCAAUAGUAUUCUUGCUCGUUUUGUAGCUCUUUGAAAUAUACCGAUUCGUAAUGAAGAUUUUCACACAUCAUUCAUACCCAUAGGUGAGAUAAAUACAGGAAACGCAAGGUUCCAUGCACAGUUUCAACUCGAUUUACACAGCUUUGAUUAAAACAUUCUCAGUUUCGAGAAUAGUUUAUUCUAAACCAUACAGCCUGACCAUAAGGAAAAGAUUUAAUUAGAAGUUGAAUUUUUCGCUAUUUCUCUUUCACUUUUUACAUUCAGUUCAUUUUAUUUGCCGGAAAGUAAGCCUUAGAAAUUAAAAGGACGUUUGAUCGAUUGACGCUCGCGUAUUCUAGUCUUACAUGAAACUUAAUAACGGAAGGACAUCUGUGAGCAGGGAAUAAGUCAGCACGGAAUUUGAUUGUCGGCGAAUUUCUGUAAUCGUCCAUCGUCCUGCUAGUGAUAAGCUAGCCGUUGUUCACUCGUCUUGCUUGUUUGGGGCUGAGUCUUACUCCGGUCAAAGAGAGAGAAAGAGUGUCUGGCAAGGUUUCCAAUAUAAAUCAAAGAUUUGUGAACUCGUGUCUGGCAAACUCUCCAAGUAUUUAUAUAUACACAUGCAGUUAAACGCACCUUAUAACCUCAUCUGCGCUUAACGAGUGUCUUUUGGUCCAUAACUUUCAAAACAACUGCUCCACAGAAUGUCACUGCGUAACGCAAAAGAGUAUCGAAGUAUGACUGCACAAUAAAUNGAAUGUCACUGCGUAACGCAAAAGAGUAUCGAAGUAUGACUGCACAAUAAAUGUCACAAAAUCUACCUGAGCGGUCCCUUCGGGAUUUUCUGUCUUUACGUCAUCCUAACCAUUUCGUACUUGCGGGCGCAAAAAAUAGAAACGUCAUCAUUACCAACCGAUUCCUCGCGGCCCCUGUUCAAGCAAAUCGAGAUUUUUUCUAUACUGACUGAAUGACUGUAUAUUUCAGCUGUAUUAAGUACUUUCCUUAAUAUACGCGCGAGUUACUAGAGUGCCUCCUCGGAAUUUCGCCUUCUGGGCGAAAUCCCUGCGGGGGCAAUAAGUUCGGUGCUAAGACGAAUUAUGGAGCAAAAUUCGUCUGAAGCUGAUUCGUCCGUUAGCACGUCUUCAAGACGUCUCUAAAUUUAUAUCUAGAUGGAACAUAGACGGUUUUUUGACGAAGUUUCCACACGAAAGGGACUGGUUUCUAUAUUUUCGCAACUCGGCUUCUCAACACCGACAACCUCGUCCCCAGGGUCUUCUCGCUUUCCAAUAUGGCGGCGACAGGAGAGAAGACCCUGGAACACAGCGAACUUAAACGAUCGCUGAUUGGUGCAUUCCAUUGCGCGUUCAUACGUGCGUUCUCAUUGGCUUAUUCCUUCCAAAACAAAGAUGGUUACCCUUUGAGGCCUUCUAAUCCUGGAGACCCAGGGGCAGAUAGUUGGGGCGAGGGAAAGUCUAAACAGGCGGAAAAAAUUUUCCGCCCGUUGAGACUUUCCCUCGCCCCCACUAUCUACCCCUGGGUCUCCCAGGAUGAGAGCUUCGUAGAGGCAGAGAAGUGUUUUCUUCAGUGUUUGAGACCUAAAAGGUGGACAGAAUUCAGGUCUGAUUGGUCGGAAAACUGUGACUGUACCGUUGGAAGGCAAAGAUUCCAAGAUAGUGAUAUCUGAAAUGGUAAUCGCUGGGAAUAUUAUAAGGCGUAGAGGUAUUUCUGUUGCUCGUGUUAUUUGGUUUGUGUGCUCUAAAUUACUAAAGAUUUGUUUCUUUAAUUCCUGAUUUGUCAAAAAAUAUUUCCAAGGCUUCAGCUUAUCAAUAAAUUUAGCUGCCCGUUUGCAAAGGUUUGGUAUUGUUCUGAUUUUUGUUUUCUGUGAACAAUAGCUGUAUGCAUAAUAUUAUUAAUGUUUGCGGUUAUACGGAAAUCGUGCAUAAUCUGUGCGUUGUCUCAGCAGAUUUUUGUCUAGUGAAACAUUUUUUUGUUCAUUUGAUCGUAACAUGCAUGGGCCCAACCUGGCCUUCUUUUAAUUUUUUCCACUGUGAUUUUGAAGGGGGAUGAGGAGCGAGAGAGGCAGAUGUCGAAACAAAACUAAAAAUUGAAGCUUGCUGUAAAUUGAAAUCAUUCCCACAAUAAAUGAAUGUGUUCAGUCUGCUGGAUAUUUUGUCACCUUCCUCGGCGCAUUAUCAGCGCGUUUUAUCAAUAACUGAUCGUUAAACAAAGGACUGUUCCCGUCUUCAAUGCAGAAAUAUAUAAGUUUAAUUUGUGGUCUCUGCACAAACGAGAACUCGGCGUGAUGAAGCAGGUCAAAAGAUGUAUAUUCCUCGCUCUUAAAGCCUGCCUUUUCCUAUUCAUUAUUCGUCCACUUCGGGACUGCGGGAGCAGUCGUUUCACUCGUCCUUCUUUGAGUAUUCUUCGACUGCGGGAUCACAGGAGCAGCAGAUUCAACUUAGACUGAGACAGGUUCUGUUAACAGCUAAAAAUCAGACGAUCGGUGAUGAUACAAACUGAAAAAAAAAAGGUUACCAUGUCCUUAGUUCCCAGUGCUCUUCGGUUCGCUUCAUAGAGUAAUCGCGCGUCGCACUGCCACAUGUUCCCCCAUCGCAUGAUAACAGUAAUUAAUGACGUCUUUAGAACGAAUUUUUUUAAAAUCUCUUCACAUAAUCUUCAUAAUGUAUAUAAUAAGGUCUGAAACUUUCCUUGAGAUUGAUUCACUCAACAUCUAAACCUAUCCUACCAACCUGUCAAAAAUCUGCGUUACAACAUUCACUGUUUUGACGUUAUGCUAAUUUUUCCAAAAUAAUGCGCACUAUACAUACCUCCAUGACUUGUACAUUUUAGUUUGAAUUUAUCGUAUCUUUUGAAUGUAAACCAUUGACAAUACUCACACUGAAAUGUACUAGUCAUGGAUAUAUGUAUUAUCCGCAGGUAAUUUGGAAAAAUUAACAUAACGUCAAAAUAGUGAAUGUUGUAGCGCGGAUUUUUGACCGGUUUGUAGGAUAGGUUUGUCUUGAAAUUUCAAGAUGUUCCCGUGAAUCAAUCUUAAUGAAAGUUUCAGACCUUAUUAUAUACAUUAUCAAGAUUAUGUGAAGAGAUUUUUUUAAAAAUUCGUUUGAGUCGUUUCAGAGAUAUACAAAAAAGCACUAAAAGUCCAAAUUUUAAAUGAAGUUGCACUUAUACAGGUGGUGAGAAAACGGGUUAGUCUUUAAGAUCACAAGAACGAAAAUACACCAAAAUUUUCUAGCAUCGAAAUAUGAUGUUAAGAAGCAUUCUGACGCUACUUAAGGAUAAUUUGAGUCAUUUAUAACGUUUUCAUUAAAUAAUCUAUCACGGCUUUUGAAAAUUUAAGGUUUGAAAUAUCGUUUUAGUCGAAUUCAAACAUACGGACUUUUUUACUUCUUACGGAGAUUAUUUGCUAAACACCAAACUGUAAGUUCUUAGUGUUGGAUUUUCAUUAGCUAGUCUAGAUCGCACAAAAUUUGGCGUUUAUCAAUUUCAAAGUAUUUGAUUAUUGUUGUCACAGUACUAUCGAUUUUACUAAAACCUGCAUUUUGACAAAUUUCAAUCUAUAGUCAAUCAUUGGUGAAAAUUUUGUAGCGAUCAGACAAGGAUAAAAUCACUUUUAAAGCGAUUGAAAAAUAUUGGUAUGGCCUCUGAAAAACUAUAUCGAAACACCUUAAGUGAAGAUUUUCCAUCCCUGGGCAUUGUUACCGAAAGAAUGCGCUACCCCAGAGACACCAGUCCAAAAUGUGUCACCGAUUUCUAUCUUGAGUAAUUUUUUUCUCUAGCCCAUUCCAGAGGCAAGUUUAAAUCCCUUUCGUCGAAAUUGCUCGUACCAUUUUCUCCACACUGUUGCCAUACCAGUUAACGGGGCUUACCGAUUUUAUUCUCUUCUACCAGACUGGGUGAUUAGCCUUGGACCUGAGAAAGACGGUCUUUACGAGUACUCCGUGGCUACUGACCCUCGCAAGCUGGGACUAUAUGUGCUUGCAAGAAACGUGGAGACCUUCAGGCUGGAUUAUGAAGAGGAGGUCUUGGAAUUUGUAAAGGAACAAGGCUUCACUGAGCCCAGCAAUAAACCCAUAGCUAUCCCUCAAAACGACAAGUGUCUGUAUCCCUACUAA
Molecule: messenger RNA, 7408 nt
Organism: Porites evermanni
Lineage: Eukaryota; Metazoa; Cnidaria; Anthozoa; Scleractinia; Poritidae
Source: the annotation of a GenBank genome assembly